Molecule: messenger RNA, 1735 nt
Organism: Phoenix dactylifera (date palm)
Lineage: Eukaryota; Viridiplantae; Streptophyta; Magnoliopsida; Arecales; Arecaceae
Product: p-coumarate 3-hydroxylase-like
Molecular function (GO): heme binding; monooxygenase activity; iron ion binding
Source: RefSeq, a predicted model, not a curated record
CACAGCUUCAAGUAAUUAAGGGCCUCUUCUUCUCUCUCUCUCUCUCUCUCUCUCUCUCUAAAAUGGAUCCGAAUCUCCUGUCCAUAGCCUUGGCCGCCCUGGCCAUCGUCAUCUCCUUCCUCUUGUUCAAGCGGUUCAGAUUCCGGCUCCCACCCGGUCCACGGCCCUUGCCGGUGGUCGGGAACCUGUACGACAUCAAGCCGGUCCGGUUCAGGUGCUUCGCCGAGUGGGCCCAGACGUACGGACCGAUCAUGUCGGUCUGGUUCGGCACGACCCUGAACGUGGUGGUGUCGAGCUCGGAGCUGGCCCGGGAGGUGCUCAAGGAGCACGACCAGCAGCUGGCGGACCGCCCGAGGAACCGGUCCACGGCCCGGUUCAGCCGGAACGGUCAGGACCUCAUCUGGGCCGACUACGGCUCCCACUACGUGAAGGUCCGCAAGGUGUGCAACCUCGAGCUCUUCUCCCCCCGCCGGCUCGAGGCUCUCCGGCCGAUUCGGGAGGACGAGGUCACGGCCAUGGUCGAGUCCAUCUUCCGGGAAUGCACCCAAACAGACAAAGUUGGGAAGAGCUUGGUAGUGAGGGAUCAUAUUGCACCUGUGGCAUUCCACAACAUAACAAGGCUUGCAUUUGGGAAGAGAUUUGUGAACUCAAAAGGUCUGCUAGAUGAGCAAGGGACGGAGUUCAAGGCGAUUGUGUCCAAUGGCAUAAAAUUUGGUGCAUCACUCUCCCUUGCGGAAUAUGUUUGGUGGCUAAGAUGGAUGUUCCCCAUUGAUGAAGGUGCUUACUCCAAGCACAAUGCUCGAAGGGAUCGACUUACAAAAAUCAUCAUGGAAGAACACACAAGAUCUCGCAACAAAAGUGGUGCAAAGCAACACUUUGUUGAUGCUCUGCUCACCUUGAAGGAUCAAUAUGACCUUAGUGAGGACACCAUUAUUGGACUACUUUGGGAUAUGAUUACGGCUGGAAUGGACACAACUGUCAUAACUACAGAAUGGGCCAUGGCUGAGCUUGCUAGGAACCCAAGAGUGCAAGAGAAAGUUCAGGAGGAAUUGGACCGUGUCAUCGGUGAACGCAUCCUGACUGAAGCUGACUUUGCAAACCUCCCCUACCUGCAAUGCGUAGUGAAGGAAUCCCUCCGGCUGCACCCCCCCACCCCUCUCAUGCUCCCCCACAAGGCCACUGCCAAUGUCAAGAUCGGUGGGUAUGACAUCCCCAAGGGAUCGAACGUGCAUGUCAAUGUUUGGGCCAUUGCUCGUGAUCCACAGAUAUGGAAAAAUCCCUUGGAAUACUGGCCGGAGCGGUUUGCUGAGGAAAAUAUCGACAUCAAGGGUAAUGACUUUAGAGUGCUACCAUUUGGUGCUGGUCGGCGGGUAUGCCCAGGGGCUCAGCUAGGCAUUAACUUGGUUGCUUCAAUGCUGGGGCACCUCUUGCACCACUUCAAGUGGACACUGCCUGAGGGUGUCAAGCCAGAGGAUGUCGACAUGUCGGAGAACCCUGGGAUGGUCACCUUCAUGCAUACUCCAUUGCAGGCCGUCGCCACACCGAGGCUGCCAUCCCAGUUGUACAAGCAUGUCCCAGCUGACAUGUAACUGAGCACCUCCUUUUCUUUUUUUACCAACUUAAUGUAUGGCACUUUACUAUGAUGUUUCUAUUGUUUCGCAGAGUGGAUUAUAUUUUGAAAAUAAGUUUUUAUAAAGUAGAUAUGAAACAAUAAGCAUUGCUUACAUUUGCUUAA